AUGGGGGGUUACACUGAAAAGCUUUUCUGCUGCAGGUGGCUGUGCCACAGGUUGCCCUUGGCCCACAGAGAGGAACUGUACCACAUCCUGAGGAUGACGGGGCCGCUGCUGCUCUCUCGAAUCCUCAAUUACCUGCUUCCGUUUGUGGUUACAAUGUUCUGUGGGCGUCUGGGAAAUGAAGUGAUGGCCGGCUAUGGAUUAGCUUCUGCUACCAUUAAUGUCACCACUGCAGCAACAGGAUGUGGUCUGGGGCUGGCAUGUGAUACUUUGGUGUCUCAGACUUUUGGUGGAAAGAACCUGCUGCGGGUGGGUGUGAUCCUUCAGCGGGGCAUCAUCAUCCUGCUGUUGUUCUGUCUGCCCUGCUGGGGUCUGCUCAUUAAUGCCCAGGCCAUGCUGUUAUGCCUGGGCCAGGACCCCGAAGUGGCCAGGAUAGCCCAGCUGUAUAUUACAGCCUUCCUUCCUGCUGUACCAGCAAUGUUUCUACAUCAACUUCAGGUGUCUUACCUGCAGAACCAGGGUAUAAUAAUGCCACAAAUGUACACUGCUGCCAUGGCAAACAUAGCAAAUGUGGUGACGAACUACACCUUUCUUCACUGGCUGGAUCUGGGAGUUGAUGGAUCUGCAGCAGCCAAUGCUCUGUCUCACAUUUACAUCUGUGCUUUUCUGUUUGCUUAUAUUUGGUGGAAGAAGCUCCAUGUGAAAACAUGGGGAGGAUGGUCUGUAGAAUCAUUGCAGGAGUGGGGCUCCUACAUGAAACUGGCCAUUCCCAGUACAUUAAUGAAGUGCUUUGAGUGGUGGGUUUAUGAGUUUGGGGGUUUCUUUGCAGGAAUGCUGAGUGAAGAUGAGCUGGCAGCCCAACAUGCUGUGAUAAUGGUGGCAUUCAUAACCUACAUGUUUCCUCUCGGUGUUCAAGCUGCAGCAUGUGCCCGAGUGGGUAACGCCCUCGGGGCAGGAGACACUGCUAGGGCAAUUCUCACCAGCAAGAUGUCCCUCGCUCUUGCAGGCAGCUUCGCAAUUGUUGAAGGUCUGGUGCUUGGCUCCACUAAAACAGUGAUUGGCUGCAUCUUCACCUCUGAUGAGAAGAUCAUAGGUCUGGUCUCGGACUUGAUGAAUGCCUACUGCUUCCUUCAGCUGUUCGAUGGUCUUGUGUGUGUAUGCACUGGCAUCUUCUUGGGCACUGGCAAACAGAAGAUACCAGCUGUUGCUAAUCUCAUUGGAUACUACUGCAUAGGACUUUCACUAAGUGUUACUUUAAUGUUUGUUGCAAAGAUGAGAGUUAUGGGUUUUUGGCUGGGGCUGCUUGUUUGUGUCAUCUUACAAUCCACCUUCUACAUCAUUGUCAUCUUCAAGCUGAACUGGAAGAGGAUGACAGAGGAGGCCUUGAAGCGAGCUCAGAAAAAGACACCCGAGACGUUAAGUGCAGAUGCUCUGUCAGACGCUCUGGGUGACAACACUGCUGACCAGACUGCAAGGAAUGGGAAUCCAGUGGUUGGCUACAUGUCCGUGAGAAUUGAGGCCCAUGAUGGGAUCACUGAGACACAAGGUGGACAUGUUGUCCAGCAGGUGAAGGGAGGUCGUCUUUCCACCACCCAGCUGGUCCUCAGGCGAGGCCUCACUAUGUUUGCGGCAGUUUCACUUCUGGCUGUGGGAGCGAGUGUGCACUUCCUUGUGCCCCUGCCAGAGACGCUGCCUUCAGAGGCCAACUUUACUAUGGACUGGAUCAAUACUACAUACACUCCUGAUCAAAUUUUCUCCACUGUGCUGGUUCCAAUAGAAGAGUAGAUUGACCUUGAGAGUCCAGGA
Xiphias gladius (swordfish) is the source of this 1803-nucleotide messenger RNA. Its product is annotated as multidrug and toxin extrusion protein 1-like. The record is from RefSeq and is a predicted model, not a curated record. Gene Ontology annotation, biological process: xenobiotic detoxification by transmembrane export across the plasma membrane. Lineage: Eukaryota; Metazoa; Chordata; Actinopteri; Istiophoriformes; Xiphiidae. The transcript has 17 exons. The coding region runs from base 1 to 1782 and encodes 593 amino acids. Gene Ontology annotation, cellular component: membrane. Gene Ontology annotation, molecular function: xenobiotic transmembrane transporter activity; antiporter activity.